Messenger RNA from Scomber japonicus (chub mackerel), 3109 nucleotides. It is a transcript of the gene vrk3, whose product is annotated as VRK serine/threonine kinase 3. The record is from RefSeq and is a predicted model, not a curated record. The transcript is spliced from 15 exons. NCBI's taxonomy places the organism in Eukaryota, Metazoa, Chordata, Actinopteri, Scombriformes, Scombridae. Gene Ontology annotation, cellular component: nucleus; cytoplasm. Gene Ontology annotation, biological process: signal transduction; peptidyl-serine phosphorylation. Bases 241 to 1830 code for a protein of 529 amino acids. Gene Ontology annotation, molecular function: protein serine/threonine kinase activity; ATP binding.
ACCUGUAUUGAGGAGGGUAGACUGUGAAGGUCAGUGAGGCUCUUUUAAACCAAUUUUGGGCAACUUUCACAAUUCUUUCUUUGUAUAUAUUAAGUCCGGCGUCUGUUUUUGACACAGCCAAAGCUUAAAACCCACAACAACAACAACAACACAUACUUCUGCUUGAGGCUCACCAGCUAGCUGUAGUUCUACUCUGAGAAAAGUUCUCAUUCAGCAUUGACUAACUAACUCAGGUAAAGAAUGCCUUUCCAUUUUUGCCCCCAGUGUGGGACAAAGUUGCAGCCUGGUUUUAAAUUUUGUCCAUCAUGUGGGGAGAAGCUCCCCUGUCCUGUUGAUGUACCUGAAGAUGUGGGAGCCACUGCUUCUCUUAACGUCUCACCCCUUAAAAGUGAUAAAGCAACAGCAUUAAUCAUUAAAACAAGUCUAGCUUCAAGCACAAGUUGUGAGGCUACAGAAAGUUCAAUUUCUCCUCGUCCUGCAAUUCGAAAGACCCGCAACACCCUCCAUCUGGCCACUCCACCUGCCAGUAAUUUCACUAAUCUUGUUAGAGAUGACAGGAUUGAAGGUAACAGCAUUGGAGUCCAGACAUCUGCACUAAAGCAGCACACAGUCACUUUCAAUCUCGACGCACAGGUGGAGCCAAAAUUAGAGUCUUCUCCUGCUCUUCGAUCUGUCAGAGGAAAGGCAAACCUCUCCCCGCGUGCUGUGAAGCAGGUAGAAAAAAGAAAGAGACCAAGUGAUAAAACAAGUGGAAAACAAGAGGAAUCAACAGUAGACGGCUCUCUUGUGGCCGUCACUGCCCCCGUUUCAUCACCAAACGCCAAGUCUCCUUCAAAAGGAAAAGGCAAAGCCAAGAAGGCAAAACAUGCGCCUGCUGUGGAGCCGCUAGAGGAGGGUGAGGAGGUGACCGACACGACGGGCAAGAAGUGGAAACUGGUGAAACUGCUCAGUCAGAGCACGACAGAGGUCAUCUACGAAGUUGUACAAACAGUGUCACGGGCCAAUUCCAAGGGGUCAGACCACAUCCUCAAACUGGGAGCUAAAGAUGGAAGAAUCUUCAAUGAGCAGAACUUUCUGCAGAGAGCGGCUAAGCCUGCAUCUGUGGACAAGUGGAUCAAACAAAACAAGAUGGAUUUUCUUGGGAUUCCUUCCUGUGUCGGCUUUGGUCCUCAUGCAGAGUCUUACAGGUUUCUUAUUUUCCCCAGUAUAGGCCAGUCUCUCCAGUCUGUGAUGGAGGAGGGCAACCAGCUUCUGUCUGAGAAAGUUGUUCUUCAGCUCACCUGCAGAAUAUUAGAUGUGAUGCAGUACAUACAUUUAAACGAGUAUGUUCAUGCUGAUAUUAGUGCAGAAAACAUCUACAUCACACCAGGACAAGAGUCACAGGUAUACCUUGUAGGAUACUGCUAUGCCUUCAGGUACUGUCCAGGAGGCCAACAUGUAGAGUACCGUGAAGCCAGCAGAACAGCGCACGAGGGCACCAUGGAGUUCAUCAGCCUGGAUGCUCAUAAGGGAGCAGCUCCGUCUCGACGCAGUGACCUGCAGUCUCUGGGUUACUGCAUGCUGUGUUGGCACAUAGGGGCGCUGCCGUGGUCCACCCUCACUGAGCCGGAGCAGGUAGCCACUCAGAAAGAGAGGUACAUGGAGGAUGUUCCUGCACUGUUAAGUCACUGCUUUGGGAAGAAGAAAAUUUCCAGUGCAUUUAAAACCUACCUGACUGCAGUGAUGGCUCUGCAGUACUCUGAGGAGCCCGACUACUCAGCGCUGAAGGCCGGGCUCAGUUCAGCUCUGCAGCAGCUGGGCGGGUCGCCGGAGGAGCUGCUCAGCUUUUAAGUGGAGACACACAGCUCUGUAACAUCUGUGCGCACACACCUGAGUAUCUCUGGUCCAUUAGGUUUUUUCCUUUUUUUUGGGAGAAUGUACUUUGCUGAAUGAAAUUGAUGAAAUGUGAAAAGACAGCGUCUGUUUUGAAUAUAAGUGUCUGAUUUGUUACGUGACACUCUUAAAACAUAUUUUCAUCUUUUAAUGUCUUGUUUACAGCUGAUGCAGCUCCUCUUAUACACUGAUUUUUAUUGUACCAUUUCUGAUUAGAGCACCACAGGACUGAACUUAGAUAAUCCCCUGUGACUUUCAUAUGUCUGCUAUGAUUCCUGGUAGAACUCCAUUGAUUAAUUGACUGACAGAAAAUUGACCAGCAACUAUUUUGAUAAUCAUUUUAGUAAUUUUUUAAGAAAAUAUGCCAAAACAUUUACCGUUUUCAGCUUCUUAAAGUGGUUGAUUUAUUGCUUUUCUUUGUCAUUCAUUGUAGCAAACUGAUUAGCUUUGACCUCUGCUAGGUCAAAACGAGACAUUUAAAGACGUCACCUUUCACUCCCUGAAAUUAUAACUAUUUCCUGACAUUAGAUAGAUAAGUCGAUAAAUCAACAAAGUAAACGAUAAUGAAAAUGACUAAAUGUGACUAAAUGACUGAAAAUAACAAAAAGAAUUCUCAAAAAACAUUGAUUAUAAUCAGAUGAAUAGGAAAUAUGAAAGCUAAACUUAAAACUAAAUUAAUAUUUUGGAAGUUUAACUCAUUCAGUGAUGAUAAUAUAACAUGCUGCCUAUUUUAUUUUAACAGAUGUGGAACAGGAAAAUUGCAAGAUGGACUGUGUGAUUGACUUGUUUUAUCAUGUUGUGUUUUAACUUUGAGGUUUGUUUGGUUUUUUGCACUAAAAGCAGGUUGACGUAAAGUUCAGUAUGUGCUGAUGACACCCGUCGGGUUUGUUCAGGUCGUUGUUUUGAGUGUUCAUGGUGUCGUACAUUUCUCAGAUCAAAUGUGCUGCAGUUUGAAUGGGAGAGGGAUGCAAGUUCUCAAUGUUUGAUGUACAGAUAUUGGGUGUUACUUUGUUAGUCACUCCACAAUUUGUCUUACUUUAGGUAUUUUAACUAGUUGAUUGUCAUUUUUACACAUUGCUUAACAUGUAGCUGUGGUUCAUUUGCCUGUAUUAAAUGGCUAUUUUCUUUUUUUUUUAAACAGUGCCUUAGUGUCCUUUGACAUCACUUCACAACAUUUAAUUUGUUUAUGCUCGUAAGAAAACAUUUUAAAUUUAAAGAGUGGAAAUAAAUAUCUUCA